UAUAUUUAUAGACAGGAAAAUCAUGAAAAAAGAAUUAACGGAAUGUUAAUUGAAUUUGUCUCCUCUUAUGAAGUAGCCGUCUAUCCUACUAUUCCAAGGAGUGUACAGAAAGAAAACUCAUUCAAAAACAUAUGAGAUAUGUGUUAAUUUAUGAUUUCACGGAUAAUUUGACUUAUAUAUCAGUUAAAUUGGCAGCUGUGUGUGUUUCUUGGACUUGAGUUACAAUAACCCAAUUUUUACAUGAUAGCAGAUGGGUAUUUUUGGUUUUUAAUUUAUCAACAUACUUUGGCAAUUUGAAUUUAUUUUCUAAGAUAACUUUUAUCCUCUUUGUUGAUGCAGUAUCACUAUAAACUGUAAACAACACAGACCAUCUGAUUCAUCCGUAGAAAAAAAACGACAAGCAUCUAUCUCUCUAAGAAGACGCUGAGAACAUUCAUGAAUUCAUAUACCUAAGCAAGGUGAAAGUAAAGUGCCGUUGGAAAUAUUCGGAAACAAGUUGUUAUGGAGUAAUAACUCCGAGGAUAUCCGUUUCAGUUUUCCUUGGCUUUAUUGUGUAUAAGCUAAUUAUAUUCGUAAACAUAUGUGAUUCAGUUUCCAAUAAAUACAUUCAUGUGCGAUGUUCUUGGACAAACACUUCAAAGUUGGAAUAUUUGACAUUAAUACAUCAAUUGGACUUAAAUUGGCAAUAUCGUUGGGCGCUAUUGUGUUUUAAUAUUCUAUUCAAAUGAUUUUAUCAAAGGGUUUUUGAUAGAAAUUGUGUUUCUCUAAAAAUAGACCAAAAUGUGUUGUCAAUCAAAAAACGCGAGUUGCUGUGCAAUUACUAGUUUUGUGCUCGCGGUUUGCGCGUACAUACUACACAUGUUCGGUUUUUACACCGUGGGAUGGGCAACAGCGGAUUUCCCGCCCGGUGCGACCAAUCAACUCAGUGUCGCCUGGUACUUUGGUCUCUGGGAUGAAUGUUAUGCUGCCGGGGCUGUAUUUAGAUGCAGAAAACAAGGAUGCGAACCCGACGGAUAUCCGGUUUGGUUCCCUUAUACUGGCUGGCUGAAAGCGACUCAGGCGUUUGAGACGCUUGGAUUUAUCGCUGCAGUCGCCGCCCUGAUCCUGAUCGUGCUUUAUGUGUUUGUGCCAGCAACUUCCGGGAAGAGAAUCGUCUUCAUCCUGUCCAUGGUCGCCUGCUUCAUCGCAGCCGGCUGUAUCCUUCUCGGAAUCAUCAUCUAUGGCACCAAGAUGGACUACAACCUAUCGUGGUCGUUCGCUCUAUGUUGUAUCGCUGGUAUCAUCUUCGCUGUAGCUGGUCUUCUCCUUGCAAUCGACUUCUGCAAGCGCUAGAGCUAUUUUUAGAAUAGUUACGUCAUCACUAGCGUUCGUGACGUCAUGCGCGGUAUCAUUGCGCAUGAAUAUCGAUUUGUUGGAAAUGGCGAGUUUUUAUGUUAAUUUCUUAUAAUAACUGCAACUGUUUGGUGUAUAUUAUAAGCAAAAUGGGUAUAUAAUGUAUCAGUGGCUGGUUAUACUAUUAUCAAUAGAAAGUUUUUGGUUUACAUUAUGAAUAUUAUAAUGGCGAAUGUCGACGCAUGAUAAACAUGUGACAGUCUCAUUUUUUUCAACGCAUCUCAUUGAUAUAAAUCUGUUUCUAUUUGUCUAUUGAAAAUUUGGUAUUGCUUUCAGGAGAAUAUACUGGUCACAAUGUGACUUAAGUGUUCUUGAAAUGAUUUAGCGCAAACUUCAUACGAAACGUUUGAGGAAUAGACGUAAUGUUAAAAGCACGAUACAAGGAUAAGGAUUAUAUCAGGGAAUUAAUAGUUCAAUAAGUUCAACUUAAGUGCAAAUGUUCCAUAAACUAUUGUGUUCUAUUUAGUGAAUGUAUAUAAUUAGUAUAUAAAACAAUACUUUGCAAUGUUGGAAAAGAAUAAAUGAUUGGAAAAUUUAGUAAGAAGAAAAAUCUUCGUAUGAACGUUUCCUAUAGAACACUGUGUGCUGAAAUAUAAGUCUUUUGAACCGCGACACGCAGAAUUAGGUCUUACAGUGAAUAUGACGUCAUCGAAAAAUAUGACGUCAUAAUUGCAUGUAACAUUUGAAUGACGGCGCCCAUUGCGUGACUUUAAUUUUAAUUUAAGGGGCACGACACAUUAAAGGGAGAUUUUACUUCUUUUUAUGAAUAACAUGUCUGAUAUAACAAUAGCAAAAAUAAAACUGACUUGUCAAAUAUUGCAUUAAGAGCCACUUUUGCGUGUUGCGGUGCUUAUAACGGUGCUAUUUUGUUUCAUCUGUAAUUGUGCCUUUUUCUGAGCUAUUUUUGCUAUUUGUGAAAGAAGUGUUUAGCUGUUUAUAAAUGAAUAUGUCUAUCAUUGGAACAGAAAGAGUGCAAGUCAGGUAUAUACUUUACAAAAUAGAUUUUCAAAAACUUAAAUAUGAAUAACCCUGAAUAUUCAAAAAGAUAAUAUAAAUACAGAACAGUUUAUUAACAUAGAUCUAUAUUUUAAUAUUUUUUAAAGUGGCAAAACCAUCAAUUAUUUUACAUUUUCUUCUGAUUUUUAUUUUCAGACUUUUUCAGAAUUGCCUUACAAUAUAUUGUUUAUUUUUAACUGUUUUCUACACUUUCAAAGGGAAUCUAUUUUUCUAUGAGACUUUUAAGUAUACAUGUCCAUGCCGAAUGUUAGACAAUAUAGCUUAAUUUGCCAUUCGUUUGCUUUUAAUUGGUGUAUUUUUUUAGUUCAUUGUAUUUUAUUGUAUGUUUGGAAACCUUUUAUAUAUACGAUAAAUAAAACAGUUUUACAGAA
Molecule: messenger RNA, 2780 nt
Organism: Mya arenaria
Lineage: Eukaryota; Metazoa; Mollusca; Bivalvia; Myida; Myidae
Product: lens fiber membrane intrinsic protein-like
Exons: 3
Coding region: 781-1332 (183 amino acids)
Cellular component (GO): plasma membrane
Source: RefSeq, a predicted model, not a curated record